Messenger RNA from Sesamum indicum (sesame), 1194 nucleotides. NCBI's taxonomy places the organism in Eukaryota, Viridiplantae, Streptophyta, Magnoliopsida, Lamiales, Pedaliaceae. The record is from RefSeq and is a predicted model, not a curated record.
AUGAGGAGAAUCUUGCAGAUCAAUGAUGAAAAUGGUACUACACACACGGAUCAAGGGGAGGUCGCCCAAGAGUUUGUCUCAUACUAUCAGAACCUCUUAGGAGGUACCAGACAACGAUUGACAGUGGAUAUUCGAUACCUUAGACCAUGGGCGAGGCACUGUAUUACUGAUGAGGAAGCUAGCCACUUACUCCUACCAUUCUCGCCAGAUGAUGUGAAGCAAGCAGUGUUUGAUAUCGCUGAAGACAAGGCGCCGGGACCUGAUGGUUACUCGUCAGGGUUUUUCAAGGCGGCUUGGCCUAUGGAGGGGGAAGAAGUAACGAGAGCAAUUCUGGAUUUCUUUUUAAUCGAAAAACUACUGAAACAGGUUAACUCCACGAUUUUGGCUCUAAUAACAAAGAGACUUAGUGUUUUACUAGAGAAGAUUAUUAGUCCCUGUCAGACAGCAUUUAUCCCGGGAAGAAGCAUUGGAGACAAUAUUAUGCUAGCUCAGAAACUAUUCUCAGGCUAUAAUCAGAUGCGCCUACCCCCCAGAUGCGCGCUUAAAGUGGAUAUCAGGAAGGCCUAUGAUACGAUGGAGAGGGACUUCUUGUUAGCAGUUUUUCAGUUGUUCAGAUUCCCACCUAAGUUUACAAGGUGGAUUGAGGAGUGUGUCUCGACUACAUCAUUCUCGAUUGGUCUAAAUGGAAUUCCUCAUGGGUUCUUUACUGGAGAGAAAGGAUUACGACAGGGAGACCGCCUAUCUCCUUAUAUGUUUGUUCUCGUCAUGGAAGCUUUACAUAUGGGAUUCCUGCAACGAAUUGAGCAGGACAUGCAAUUCACCUAUCAUUGGAAGUGUGAGAGCUCCAAGGUUUUCCAGUUGGGAUUUGCAGAGGACCUACUUCUUUUCUGCAGAGCUGACUUUGACUCCAUUAGAGUCUUCAAGGAGGGAUUGGACUGGAUUGAAAACCCAGAUGAUGGAGAUUUUGGGCUUUCAAGAGAGGCAACUACCAAUGAGGGAGGUUCUUGGGGAUGGCGGAAAAUGCUCAGGCUCCAUCCUUAUCUUCGCUCUAUUGUGGAUUACCAGAUUGGAAAUGGAGGUAGAUUCUUUAUUUGGCAAGACCCGUUGCAUCACUUGGGUCCACUUAUUGAGCGGUUCCCUCGUGGACCACGCCAUCUUAGACUUGAAGAAUCAGCAAAACUCAAUUCGAUUUAG